UCUGGAGGUAGCCUGUGGUUCCUCGCAUGUUAAAGCAGAUGCAAUUGGAACUGACUUCCCAGACUUCCCUCUGGAUGUAUGCCCAGGAGUGAGAUUCCUGGAUCAUAUGAAAACCAAAAUGAUCAAGAUGGGGUGAAAGGAGUAGAGCCAACUAUCUGCAGGCUCAGCACGGAGCUGCCGCAGAUGGUAGAGGAUGACAUCCCACGGCACUCAGUGGAGGAGUCCUAUUUGACUUACUCAGCUCUUCCUGACCUGUCAGACUCCUUCUGGCCUUAUAGGAGCACCGCCAUCUACUCAUUUGAGGGAUUGGAACUCUCUUAUGCUCGGGAUGUCACCAAAAAUCAUACUGUUCUUGAGGAAGAAGAGGAACAAGACCAAAUAUGUUCCAGCGCACCUGACCCCAGAAGCCUCAGUAGUGAGCAGCCGGUGGUAGAAGAGAAUGAAGGCCCACAGGACUCACUGGAUGAAUGUUAUUUGACCAGUUCUGUUGGCCAUGACCUGUCAGACUCCUGUAGGCCUGACAGAGGUGCCUCAUUCCCUUGGGACCAACAGGGAGUCUUCUCAGCGCUUGCUGUACAUGGUGACUCCUGGGAGGACCGUCGCCAAGGGCCUUUGAGUUUCCAAGGGUCAGAGAUGGAAGCUUCACAAGCACAACUGCAGACAAGCACCCAGGUGACCCAUCACCUGCAGCUGCAGCGGGACCAGCAGUUUGACUGUGGUGACGGCAACGCCAGGCUCGGCCUUCCCUCCACCGUGUGGGGCUUCACAGCCAACACUGACCAAGGGCUGCCCCUGCAAGAGCUGGGUUUGGAUGCUUCCAUCGGAAUGAAGAUCCCUCCCAAGGUGGAGGGCGAGGGCUCAGCUGCCAGCCAGCAUGAACGUCAAGUCUCUAGCAACAGUAAUGCCUCCAGUGUCCUGAAGCAGAAGAUUCUGCGAAGAAAACUGCUGCGCAGCAAGUGGAGAAUAGCAUGCAGGUUCCCUGGCCUUCAAGCGUAGGGGACAGAGCACCAGCCUCGGGCUCCCCCUUCAGCCCCUCCUCUCAAGAGGAUCCCAGCCUGCUCCUGACUCUUGUCACCAUGUGGUCAUCCCUCCAGGCUCAGCCGUCAGCAGAACCCAACGAAGACCCACAUUUGAUCCCUCUGUCUCUCUCUCUGUCCCUCUCUCUAUCUCUCCUAUGUCUCUCCAUCUCUCCCCUGUCUCUCUUUCACAGUUAACGCAUUAUUUUCGGUACUCUGAAAAGAUUUUGCCAAUUUGAAGAAACCACAUCAUCAAAUUUACCUUUCCCACUAGAUGUAAACUAUCUGCAACAGAAAAUCCGGUUAAAGUCCAAACUGAACACUGCAGGGAUGCUUUGCUGAGAAUCAACAUCACAAUCACCAGCCACAAUCCAUGAUUUUUACUCCAAAGGACUGAUUUGAUGGGAGAAAUCCCAGGCAUCAGUCCCCAAAUGUGACCCAGUGCUAAGUAGACCAGUGCUUUGCUGGAUGCACAGCUGUGAGAGACUUUAACGCUUGCUUCUGUGAAUUGCCAUCCUGCACACACUGGCAUCUGGAGCAGCUGGAAGAAGGCAACAUGUCAGCCUGGACAAUCUUUGCCACCAGAUGGGCUGUGCUCGGUGCAGGUGGCAUUAACCAUGCAGUGUCCGUGCUGAAAAGGUUUCGCUUGAGUUUCGUCAUGAGGUAGUUAUCAGACAACUGCAGAAUCUACACCACUGAACAGGACAACUGGCCUGUGUUUUUCAAACAGGCAAUGCCUCCACA
Molecule: messenger RNA, 1760 nt
Organism: Camelus dromedarius (Arabian camel)
Lineage: Eukaryota; Metazoa; Chordata; Mammalia; Artiodactyla; Camelidae
Product: neuroblastoma breakpoint family member 4-like
Exons: 9
Coding region: 79-996 (305 amino acids)
Source: RefSeq, a predicted model, not a curated record